Molecule: messenger RNA, 1999 nt
Organism: Haplochromis burtoni (Burton's mouthbrooder)
Lineage: Eukaryota; Metazoa; Chordata; Actinopteri; Cichliformes; Cichlidae
Gene: tmem242
Product: transmembrane protein 242
Source: RefSeq, a predicted model, not a curated record
CUGCUUUGUUUCUGCUCGGACGUUUUACGGAAACGGACCGAAGCAACAUGACAGCUGAGGAAGACCUGGAUGUGACCGCGGGAGCAGAACGAGAUGAAGAGGCCAAACUGCAGGUGUUAAAAGGUGCAGCAUUUCUGACUACGGUGGCGUCCGCAGGGAUGAUCGCAGGAUUCGGCUCCACAUUGGCGCUCGCCAAGAAGAAAAGCCCGGAGUGGUUCAACAAGGGCGUCACAGCGACGGCAGCAGUCCCGGAGAGCGGCGCAUCUCUGGCCCUCAGAGCUCUGGGGUGGGGCUCGCUGUUCGCCUGGUGUGGAGUAGGCCUGCUCGGCUUCAGCGUGUGGAAAGUCCUCGGCGUUCACAGCCUCCCAGAGUUCAGACAGAAGAUGCAGUCCUUCUUCCCGUCCAUCCCAAAGAGCGACAUAGCUGGAUCUGAACCUCUGGACUGGGAUGCAGUCUUCAAGUCGAAGUGACUCAAAUCAUCAGUGGGGUGAAAUCGAACGUGUACGCCGGCGUUUCUCAGACACCUGGCAGCUUUUUGUUUUUUUCUGGAAGCAGUGGAGGAGCCGAAUGAACCUACGAACCACUUUGAUCCCAGUUUGGUUCUAAUUUGGUUCCAGCUUGUCAAAAAUGGAUCAGCUGUAAGACGAACAGACUGAGUUCUGAUUACUUUUCCCCACCGAUGGAAGCAGUUCUAGUAAAGACCAUGGAAAUGAUAUUUUUCUCUGAAUGUGAUUCUAUAAUUUCAUUCUGAGUUGCUGCUUUCUUUGUGCUUUCUGCUGCUGGCAGUGUUCAAAGCUGUGAGAUGAAUGUAAAGAAGGUAGAACAUUUCUGAAAAUACUGUGUGAAAGGAUCAAAAUCAGGAAUAAGAGGUUGAGAAAAAGUUCAGUGGAGUUGAAAUAUUUAAGGAAAAGAUAAAUGCAGUUAAUAUUGAGCAGCUGCAGUCAGUUAUUCUUUUACAACAGAAAUCACUAAUGAAAUGUGCUCUUUGCACCUUUUUCUUUAUGUAUCGCUCUGAUGCCUCAACUAAUUUCUAUUCAAAGUACUCAGGAUGUUGACAGCGUCAAUCAGCACGCUAAGGUUAGCUUAGCAUACACAGCAUGUAUCUGACAGCAGCAGCUUCAUCACAUCCAAGUUAUCUGUUUCUUUGUCAUGCUGGUACUCCAGUAUACAGUUUGUACAUGCUGCAUUCUCAGCUGCUGUAUGAAUUUAUAACGUCUGCGUAGCCAUGGAUAUCUGUUUUUCUAAUAAAAGUAGAGGUCCCAGCACAGAGCCAAGGGGAACUCCACAGCUAACUUUUGUGGCUCCUUGUUCAACAAACUAAAAUCUAUCAGAUGUACUGGUGUAAUGUGGUUCUUUUAGGUCCUACAUGAAAGUCAGCACCAAAUUAAGGCCAAAGUAAACAAGCUCAGAGCUGCGCUCACAGUGCUCAACCAGAGUUCAUGUACAUUUAUUCUUUAACAUGUCGUGGAACAUAUAAAGAUCUCAUACUGAAGAAACAGCAUCUGUCAAAUCAAACAGGAGACGUUCUGGAUGUAGAGAUUUUCUUUUUUUCCUCUCUCUUUACAUUUCUUAUAACUGUUUUGAUGUCAGCAACAUGAUAUAAGUACAGUUCUGCCUGCCCUGCCCCAACUGACCCCCGUACCUCCUGUACAUACAGUCUCUCAAAUCAAACACACCCUGUCAGAUCAGACCCCAAUAAACAUCCUGAAGAUGAGUUUUUUUGUCCUUAAAUACAGAAACUCGAAUGUUCAGAGUUGUGAUUAUAAAUUCAUAGAGAGUCGGGACGCCAUCUUCUGGAGCUCAAUGCACAUCAACUAUUUACAGGAGGAGGAUGACGGUGGAGGGAUCUGAUUGGUGGACAAAACAAAGUUCUUAAAAACCCAUUGGCUGAUACUGCUGUGGUUCGGCAAAAAUACUGAUGGUCAAACGGCAGAUGGUCAAAUAAUUCACAUAAAAAAAAAAAAACGCCCAAGCAAACAUAUUGCACCAGAACAAAGUA